AUGACAAAUAAGCAGAAACACGACCACAUGGAGAGAGAACUAUCAAACAUAUUGGAUAUUACUCCCAACCAUAACAAAAAAUGGACUGUCAUCAUUCAAGUUUUAGAAUGUGGGAACACAAAACAGAGCAAGACCAAAAGCAACUAUAGAAGACUUAUAUUUAUUGAUACACAGGGAACUAAGGUAUCAGCCUUAAUCUUUAGUAGCUAUCUGGAAUUUUAUAAAAACACAUUCCAAGCAUACAAAUGCUAUCGAAUUUCCAAUGCAAAGUUGAUACCAACAGAACCAAGAUAUCGACUCAGUUCAUACGAACAUUCGUGGUCACUCACCAAACAUACCCUCGUUGAACCGCAGCCAGAGCUAAGUCCACCACCACUCCCAUGCCUAUUCACAUUCACUCCUUUUAGUCAGAUGUUCAAGUACGCAGAUGCAGGAAACAACCAAAAUGUACGAGGGGUCGUUAUUAAAUGCUUUCCAAGUCAACAAAUAGAUCAAGGAGCAAAAACAUCAUCAAAGAGAGAUGUGAUUAUUGUGAAUGAAGAGAAAAAACUGCUUAUACUUACAUUAUGGGAUUCCUUGAAUGACAAUGAAGGAAAAGCAAUAGAAGAAUUGACCCAGAAUGGGCCAAUGAUAUUUGCUAUAAGAGUGAAGGUCACAACUUUCUAUGGGCUAUCAUUGUCAAUAACUAAUGGAUCUUCAAUCCUUAUAAAUCCACCAGUCAAGGCAGACCUACAACUAGAUAACUGGUUUCAACAAAACAACAACGAAAUAAAAGAGUUACUUCGAAAGGAAUCAUACAAAGAUACUGAUAUUCUUUUGCCACAUCCCGAAGAAGAGGACAUAAUUCCAAUGGCUGUAGCAGUCACAAGGAUGGAAAAUAUGUUAGUUGGACCAUCACAUGUCCUGUCAAGAGCAACAAUUAAUAUCGAUGAUGGAAGCGGAUCCAUUUGUGCGACUAUUUCUACACCAGAUAUAGAAAAGUUCAUUCAGUUUAAUCCAAAUUCACUUAGAGAAGCCGAAGAAAAUGGAGAAGAAGUUCAUGUCAAAAUUGCAGCAUCAAUUAAAUCUUUAUCAAUUGUAGCAUUUGUACGAUCAUAUCAAACAUAUCAUCAACAAAAACCUACCAAAAGAUUUGUCAUUGUUAAGGCAUAUAAUCCUCAACAACAAAACACCCAUAACCAACAACAAAUCGAAACAUCAAACCCACCUGACCCUCAAUCAUCAACCAAAACACCUUCAUCUAUGCAAACACAAAAGCGUAGCCAACAUCAAAUCGAGAGAUCCAAGGGCAUUGAAACUUCAACAGCUGCUCCUAUAAGACCAUCUAAAAAAAUGAAAUAG
Lactuca saligna is the source of this 1341-nucleotide messenger RNA. Lineage: Eukaryota; Viridiplantae; Streptophyta; Magnoliopsida; Asterales; Asteraceae. The record is from the annotation of a GenBank genome assembly.